Molecule: messenger RNA, 2076 nt
Organism: Pichia membranifaciens NRRL Y-2026
Lineage: Eukaryota; Fungi; Ascomycota; Pichiomycetes; Pichiales; Pichiaceae
Exons: 2
Coding region: 133-1740 (535 amino acids)
Biological process (GO): transmembrane transport; L-cysteine transport
Cellular component (GO): membrane
Molecular function (GO): L-cysteine transmembrane transporter activity
Source: RefSeq, a predicted model, not a curated record
ACUUAGAUGUAACAGUUUUACAAUAGUAAGCAGAGUUGAGUAAAACUGUGGCUGAGACCCCUUUUGAAUUACAAAGCCCUUUGCGGCAGCUUCCAGUUAGGCUGGAGCAUUUUUGAUUCAUGGUGAGAAAACAUGGUUUUUAAAAUAUUUUACAGCCACAUUAUAGUCAAAAAGCGGAAAUUAUGUAUCAAAGAAGUAUUACUUAUCCGAUGGCCGUCAAUUUACUCAGAUAAUGAAAAGAAAUACGCUGAUGAGACUUAUGAUCUUCUGCAACAAAAUGGAGGAGAUGUAGGUGAGCUAACGCCCGAAAAAGAAAAAAAACUUGUUAGGAAACUAUGGUUAACUAUUGUUCCAACUGUCUUCAUUGUUAAUGCAACACUAUUUGUUGAUAAAGAUGCUAUCAGUUAUUCAUCAUUAUUAGGUGUUUUCCAUGAUAUGGGUAUCAACAAAGCUAAGUAUAAUAACAUUCAAACAUUUUUCUAUGUCGGCUAUUUGGUAGGACAGAUUCCUUCUCAUUUGCUAUUCCGAAAAAUUCCGAUUUCCAAGUAUAUCACACUAGCGACUGCAGGCUGGGCUUUGAUUUCAUUCUGCAGUCUUGGAUGUAAAAGUUAUGCAGGUAUGUCUGUUUUAAGAUUUUUUUUGGGAGUUGUUGAGUCUGGUAUUACACCCUGUAUCGAACAUACGAUAAGUAUGUUCUUCACUAUUGAGGAGCAAGCUUACGUCAACCCAACUUUUUGGAUCUCUUGCCUAGGAAUCGAUGUUCCUACAGGUUUCAUUGCAUAUGGUCUUCAGUUCACCACUAAGUGGAGACCAUGGGAAUGGUAUUGGCUCUUUGUUUCAAUAUUAUCCACACUGGUAUGCAUUCUCAGCUAUUUCUUUUAUCCCGAUAAUCCAGCCACUUCCGUAUUUUUCACGACAGAAGAGAAAAUUCAUAUCAUUAGAAGAAUCAAAAAGGCAUCAAAGUCAGCCAUUGAGCAAAAGGUUUUCAAAAAAUACCAAUUUAUUGAAGCUAUCAAAGAUCCAAUCAGCUGGCUGUUUUUCUUAUUUUGUAUAAUGGACAUGCUUGAAAACGCAACAACUUAUCAAGCUUCAAUAAUAUACACUUCUUUAGGUUUCAGCGGUCUAACAAGUACUCUACUAAUGGUAGUUCAAAACGGGUUUUCAACUUUCUGUGGAAUUUGUGGCUCACUUGCAUUAUACACUUUCAAGAAGCAAUCGUGUAUAGUUGGAGCCAUUUUUAUGGUUCCAGCUUUUGUUGGUGCUAUCAUAGCCAUUUCAAUUUCGUACGAGAAUAAAGCCGGUUUGUUGGCAGGCAUUUUUAUGACACGUACAAAUGGUACAGCGUAUAUAAUUGGAUUAUCAUUGUCCCAGGCAACAGCAGCAGGAUACACCAAACGUUUGACCAGAACAGUAAUGUUUAUGCUUGCUUACGGUAUUGGUAACAUUGUUUCACCUCAGAUGUGGAGACCUCAGUACUCGCCAAGAUAUCGUUUACCAUGGAUUAUUCAAAUUGUGUUUAGUUGGUUUUUAGCUCCGGGGGUUUUGCUUUUAAUUAGGUUUAUCUUAAGCAGGAGGAACAAAGAGAAAUUAACGUUAUUAAAAGAAGGUACUAUUGAUGAGUUGGACUAUGGCUACAUUGAUAGUGUGGAUGAUGAAGGAACUACUGUUAAGAAGAAAGUAGACGUAUCUAUGCUUGACUUAACUGAUUUAGAGAACUUGAGAUUUAUUUAUCCUUUAUAAACAUAAAUGUUCUACUCAUUUUUACCUACAAAUCUGCUUGAUAAAAUAUAAACCUUAUUAAGUGUUAUUACAGUAUGUGUCUUUGGUAAGUUUAGGCCGAAAUUAAGCGAAAUGUUUAUUUUCAAACAACAGCAUAGUGAUUUGGGGUUUUGUGAAAAAAUAAACGUUCUUCUCGAUAGAGCCAGAUACCACAUUUGCUCUUGUUUUAAAAUGUCUUAAAGCAGAUAAAUUCUUUUGCUUCUCGACAUAUUUUAGAACACUGGCCUUUUAAAACUGGAGAAAAAAAAUGAUGCAUUUUCUUUUUUUGCUGCCUAAGUCAAUUUUUCUUCUAUCCUU